ACAUUUAUUUUUAAAUCGAGAAAUAAGUAAAUUACGAACAAAGAAUGGAAAGUGGAGAUAUUUACAAUGAAAACCAGGGUCAAACCCACCCAUCCAGCAAUCCGUCGGACCUAAAUGGGUAAACCGUAAAAAAGUAAACCAACCCUAAAAUCAAACGCGAUUUCUAAUCACUCUCUCGUUUCCCCUCUUUUCCUCUCCUUAUUUUCUCUAAGUGACUGUUUAGUUUCUUCUCCUUCUCGAUCCCGAUCCUCUCCUCAUCCUCUCUAUCUCAUCUCUCUCGCGAAACUAGGAGAGCUAAGGGGGAAAACGAUCUUGAGGUUUAGGGACGAAUGGCAAAGAUAAGGUGGACUAAGAAGAGAAGAACGAAACCACUGAAGGAUAUAACUUCUCCUCCUUUAAAAGAAGCUACUGAUGUUUCUCAACCGGAAGCGGAGUCUGUUGAAGAUGGAGAUGUGAACCGCAACGAAGAUGAAGAGAACGAGAAGUCUCACGAGAGCCUUGAGAGCCCCAUUGAAGAUGCGAACCCAGUUGAAGAGAACCAGAACGAAGAGGUCUCUCCAGGAAACGAAAGUGUAGAUGAAGAGAACCAGAAUCAAGAGGCUUCCCACAACGAAAGUGAAGAUGAAGAGAACGGAAACGAAGAAGCCUCCGAGAACCAAAGUGAAGAGGAAGAGAACUCAGAGGAGGAAGCGGCAAACGUGGAUGGAAAUGGAAAUGUAGUACAAAGAGAGGAAGAGAACUCAGAGGAGGAAGCGGCAAACUUGGAUGGAAAUGGAGUACAAGGAGAGGCAGAGAACUCAGAGGAGCAAGCGGCAAACUUGGAUGGAAAUUCCAGAGUAGGAGAGGAAGAGAGGUCAGAAGAAGUAGAUGUCGGUAGAGAUGGAGGAAGUAGCAGUGAAACCGAAAGCGAGGAUUCCGACAAUGAGGCGUUAAAACCCUUGGGCAUGUACUUCCAACCGUCUGAGUAUAGGAAGAAGAUCAAGAUCUCGACUAGGUGUUUUAUUGCUGAUGUAAUGAAAACCUUUGCCGAAUUAGUCCCUCCAAUAACUCCGACAGAGAAGAAUUGGUUUGUGAAUCAUCCGCAAUUCAAGCACAUAUUCCACAUGCCACAGGCUGGAAACCACAAGGUAAUGGGCAUGUGGAUGCUCCUUCUCCGAACCACUCGCAUUGCAAAGGAAAAAGAGGCAUGGUUUGCCGUGAAUGGUUGUCCGAUCCGCUAUGGUAUCAGAGAACAUGCUUUGAUAUCUGGAUUGAACUGUCGGAACUAUCCAUUGAACUACAAGGAGGCCGGAGACACGAAGUUUGUGAGGAGAUGUUUUGGGAGGGGAAUAAUAAGAUAUCAAGACGUGAAAGCUAAAGUUCUUGAGGGAAUGGAACCUUCUCGUGAUAGGUUGAGGCUGUUGGUGUUGUAUUUUCUAUCGAGUGUUCUUCUUGGACAGACGAAGAGCGGAAAUGAAGCCCCUCCCGUGGAUCCAUUCUUGCUGAGAGCAGUUGAUGAUCUGAAUUUAUGUAGAACUUUCCCUUGGGGUAGACUGUCCUUUGAUUACAUGAUGAAAGAGAUUGCACACACUAUGGCUCAUUUCGAUGGGGAGGUGAAAGAAGGUGUGAUAUGGCCAAUUCCUGGUUUCUGUCUUCCAAUGGAGAUGCUAGCAUUUGAGGCUAUUCCUGUAUUGGGUAGUAAAUUCAGAGAGGCCGUUGAUGACCCAGACCCAACAUGUCCAAGGAUGUGCCAAACAAAGUUCAAGCAAAGUGAGAUGAAGGGAUUUCCGCUAUGGAAAAUAAACAAAGCACUUGGUAAUACUCAGGACAUUGAUAACGUUUUGGCUGUCAGAGAAGAGGAACGGAGUCUACUAGAGCGGAUAACAGAACCAGAGGAUAACAGAGAUAAGGAUGAUGCAAUUGUCGAUAGCUGGAUGAAGAGGGUGGCUCGUGGAUAUGUUGUAAGAUUUGUCGAUAUGUUUGCGGAGGAUGUGGCAGCCCGAGAAGGCCCUCCCCCUCAGACAGGUGGAAACGGCAUUGAAGCCAAUGAAUCAGCAGAGAACUCGGUGCAGCUAAAAGAAAUAUUAGAGGCCGUUAAGAAAUUCAGAGAAGAUGUUGGAGAGCGGAUGGACAGGAUUGAGAAUAAGGUUGGAGAAGUUGAUUUAAGACUCGCAGUGUCAGAGGCUUAUAUUCACGAGCAGAUAGCACUUGGUAAGAGGAGUAAUCAGGAGAGGCCUGAUAAGGAGGUUGGCUGUAAUAAGAGGUCAAAGAAAAAGUGAGAAGGUUAUGUCUCCUUUUGGUUUGUUUUAAAAGUAGACUUAUGUUAUGUUGGUUGCUUUUGGUAUGUUUGUUUUUUAGACUUAUGUUAUCUUUUGAACGAAAACGAAGGUUAUGUCUCCUUUUGGUUUGUAAGAAAUUUAUGUAAAACAUUAAAUGUUGCAUUUUAUUUCUCUUUUAUU
Raphanus sativus (radish) is the source of this 2438-nucleotide messenger RNA. RefSeq lists its product as uncharacterized. NCBI's taxonomy places the organism in Eukaryota, Viridiplantae, Streptophyta, Magnoliopsida, Brassicales, Brassicaceae. The coding region runs from base 330 to 2258 and encodes 642 amino acids. The record is from RefSeq and is a predicted model, not a curated record. The transcript has 5 exons.